AAGAAAUCCAGAGCCAUGGCCGACGACGACGCUUGCACGUGCGGCUUCCUGCCCUGCGUCUGCGUCACCGAGGAAGAGGCCAAGCAGGCCGAGAAGCUCGCGACGCUGCGCAGCAUCCUCAUGACCACGACGGCGCCCUGCGAUCUCUGCUUGAUGCUGCCGUGCAUCUGCGACGGCGACCUAUACGAGGAAGCCGACGUCCCGCUGCACCCGAACCCGCCCGUAGUGCGCGCGCGGCCGCUCGACGACUACGGCCGCGUCGAGCUCGACGAGCAGCUCUGGGUCGCGGACGAGAUCGCCGAUGUGCUCAAGCCGCACCAAGUCGACGGCGUCCGCUUCAUGACGACGCACUUGGCCGCGUCGCGUGGCUGCAUCCUCGCCGACUACAUGGGUCUCGGCAAGACGCUACAGCUCAUCACGACGCUGCAGAGCUACCUCGCCGACGGCCUCGCUGCAGGCGAGACACGGACGGCGCUCGUGCUCUGCCCGACCGUAUGCAUCAUGAACUGGGUCCUCGAGUUUCGGAAAUGGCUCAAGGAGACCACGCUAGCGCACUGUCCGCUCUUCUACAUGGAAACCAGCAGCCACAAGGCGAGCCCGGCGUGCCGCAUUGAGCUGCUGGAAAAGUGGCACGCGACCGGCGGCGUCCUCAUCCUCGGCUACGAGAUGUACCGCAUGCUGCUCAACCCGACCAAGUCCAGCGACAGCAUUGUCCUCGAGGCGACGACGGUCAUGAAGGAAGGCGUCGUCGAGAUCCACGACCGGCACCAGCUCGCGAUGGACAAGGCACUCCGGAAGCUCUCGACGCUCUUGUGCAAUCCAGGGCCGAGCCUCGUGGCUCUGGACGAAGGCCACCGUAUCAAGGACCCGAGUUCGAUCCUGUGCACGUGCCUCGAGCGCAUCGCGACGCCCAACCGCAUCGUCCUCACGGGCUACCCGCUGCAGAACUCACUCGCCGAGUACUGGUGCAUGGUCAACUUUGCUCUACCGGGCUUCCUCGGCACGUACGACGUGUUUCGAGCGACGUAUGAAAAGCCGAUUCUGGACGGCGACGACGCCAAGGCGACCGAGCUCACGUCACUGCUCUCGACGGUCGUGCUGCGCCGCGGCCAAGCGCUCUUGAACGCGCACUUGCCGCAGAAGUUUGAGUGGAUCGUGCACUGCCACCUUUCGCCGCUGCAGCACGAGCUCUACUGCGCCUUCUUGGAUCGGGACCACGCGACCAAGCAGCAGUGGGACCUCUUUACCGCCUACACGACGCUGCUCCAACUGGUGAACCACCCGGACGUGGUCCGAACGCGGCUGUUUCUCAGCGCCGACGAGAACGAGAACGAGCAUGACGCGACGGACGAGCUGGCGGACUGGCAGCCCGUGCUCUCGGCCAAGCCAAAGCCCGUCAAGAAACGCAAGCGCCUCGUGCGCGACCCGGCGACGACCGUGUGGGCAGCACGCCUCGACGCCGACGCAUAUGAGCCUGGCGUCGCAGCGAACAGCGGGAAGCUCUCGGUCUUUCUUGCCCUUCUGCACAACAGUCGCGCCGUUGGCGACAAGAUUGCAGUCUUCUCCCAGAGCGUCUCGACCCUGCGCGAGAUUGCACGCUUCAUUGAUGCGCUCGACGCGAUGAACGACGGCGCGACCAAGAAAAAACAUCGACCAAAUCGACGGCCAAGAAAGCGUGCUCCGUCGUGGCGUCUUUUAGAGGGCAGCGUGUCGUCGUCCAAGCGUAUGGACUAUAUUGAGACGUUUUCGAAUCCCUCGAGCGGCGUCGACGUGUUUCUGGUCUCGACGCGCGCUGGCGCCGAAGGCAUCAACCUCCACGCCGCGAACCGUGUCGUGCUCUUUGACGUGAGCUGGAACCCGUCGCACGACCACCAAUCCAUGUGCCGGUCCCACCGCAUUGGGCAGAGCAAGGACGUCCACGUCUACCGCCUCGUGAGCCACGACACGAUCGAAGAAAAGAUCUACAACCAACAGGUGAAGAAGGUCGACCUGAGUGCCAACGUGGUCGAUGCGACCGCCAUCAGUGCGCUCAAGCCCAGCGAUACCUCGUCCUUCUUUACGCCGCCGUCGCCGCCUUGCGACGCAUCGGCCGCGGCCCACGCACCAAGCGGCGACGUCGUGCUUGACGCGUGCCUCGACAGCGCGGGCACGUGGAUUGCCAAGUACUUUCGCGCGCUGCACAUCACCGACGACGCGGCUGCGUAG
Messenger RNA from Saprolegnia parasitica CBS 223.65, 2205 nucleotides. RefSeq lists its product as hypothetical. The coding region runs from base 16 to 2205 and encodes 729 amino acids. Gene Ontology annotation, molecular function: ATP hydrolysis activity; ATP-dependent chromatin remodeler activity; ATP binding. The record is from RefSeq and is a predicted model, not a curated record. NCBI's taxonomy places the organism in Eukaryota, Oomycota, Saprolegniomycetes, Saprolegniales, Saprolegniaceae. The transcript has 11 exons. Gene Ontology annotation, cellular component: nucleus.